UCUCUUUCUCUCUGUUACUCUCCCGUUGUUGACUUGUUGGCCUUGCCUCUGCCUCUCUACCACACCUAGUUGCCAUCACAUGUAUAUACAUACUGCUGGCUCUGUACAUUGGUCUGGGUGCAUAAUGGUCUAUAGCCCUCUUACUAUUACUGUCUUUCACUGUUUCUUGAUGGUGAGAUGCACAGGAUGUGUACGUGUAUUUUAGUGCUUGCAGGGUAACUAUAUAAAACUUUCAUGACAAAAAGCAGUGAGUGCAUCGAUUCUCAUUUUCCAAACCUCUCGAAACGGCAGAGGUUCACAUCAAUUUUUGGCUUAUCGGUUUUGGGAGUUGUUUGUUUGAUUCUCCUUGACUGGCGUGAUGGCUGACAGACUGGAGAGCAAAUUGAGGUCAUUUGCCUGCCUCACAAAGGACGAUGUCAUUGGAAUAGAGUACAAUGGACAGAUCUAUGAACUAAAGGUGCUGGACACCAAACCGGCCGAGGCAGUCUCUAUCAUUGAGUGUGACAUGAAGGUGGACUUUGCGGCACCGGUGGACUAUGUGUCUCCAGUCAAAGAUGAGACGAUAAGCCCUGCUUCACCUGAUGGACCUGAUGAUAUUGAGAGGAACCAUCAGAUAAAGGAGGCAGUGGAGAGAAACAACAAGUUUAAGGUGUUUGCAGGAGAAGGUCAGAGAUUGGAUGGGAAGGCAAAGAGACGGUUGGACAAGGGAGACGAACCGCCUGCACAGCAACUGCCGAGAGGGAUUCCAAACUACAACUACAAGAAGUGGAAGAUUACGUUUGCCAAGGCCAGCACGCUGAAGGCCUCUGAGCCUGAAGAACCAAUGGAUGAGGGGUUGUCUGGAUUUCAAGCUUUUUCGGGAGAAGGCAAGGCGUUGAGAGUAAAGAAGAAGAAGAAAUAACUUCACACACACUAUGUCAUACACAUUCAUUCCCCCUCUAAUGAGAGGAGCACAGCAUGCAUGCGCAAAACGAAGGAGCAUAAUCUUGCGCACACAGCAUUAUAGGUGGUGGGAUAAUAAUGCCAUAGCUACUGUUGUUAGCUACUACUGUCAGUUACAAGUCUGGAGAGAACGUGCAAUCUUCGUAGCAUAUAAGAGCAGGAGAUCCAUGGACAAGAAUAUUAUGCAUACAAUGAAGUCACAUGAGAAAGUUUCCACACUUAAAAUGUGCACUGUUUUUUUGGCCUAAUACAAACAUUUACACACAGUUGACAAACAUGUACGGUUUGCAUAUUCUACACUUUCGUGAGGCGCACUUCAUCAAUGUGGGGGCACAUGGCCAGGUCAAAGAUCAUUCCUGCACACCUGGUCUCUGUGACUGAAGGUGUCUUACACUCUAUUGUCACCGUGAUAGGGAGAGGAGAAGGUAUACUAUCUGAGCUUCUCGUCAGAAUCUCGCAAAUCUGUGGUAGGUAUUUGUCGCAUAAACUAUCAGGGACGGUGAGUUCGAGAUGUUGGAGAGAGAGACCAGGGAAAGCUAGGAGCCAUUGGAGCAAGGACGGUAAGAAAGGGAGGCAGAGGACUUUGUUUUCACCGUUCUGGCAGGAAUCUUCACUGGCAGUAGCCACUUUUUGGGAUAUUUUCAACGGCUCGAAGAGUUUCUGAUUACGGAGUGGUGGUGGGGUGUGGGUCCUAUUCAGAGGUAGGCUCUCCUGGAACAGACAACCUCCCUGGAACUGACGGCCCACCUGGAACUUACGGCGCUCUUUGAAGUGACGGCUCUCCUGGAACUGACGGCCCACCUGGAAGUGACAGCCCCACUGCCUGAUGUUAAGAGUCUUUGUGCAUGAAGUGGCUGUACACAAGAAUGCUGACACCAAACUCUCUAUAUCACUCGUCUCCAAUGAACAGUUGGUUAAUUCAACAAGUUCAGACUGGGCCUAGUCUCCAGCAAAGACACUACGACCCCUGAUACCGUGCUACAACAAGCAUCACCCCCGAGCG
Molecule: messenger RNA, 1945 nt
Organism: Geodia barretti
Lineage: Eukaryota; Metazoa; Porifera; Demospongiae; Tetractinellida; Geodiidae
Source: the annotation of a GenBank genome assembly